Messenger RNA from Cannabis sativa, 2216 nucleotides. Its product is annotated as zinc finger CCCH domain-containing protein 12-like. Bases 932 to 2059 code for a protein of 375 amino acids. Gene Ontology annotation, molecular function: mRNA binding; metal ion binding. The record is from RefSeq and is a predicted model, not a curated record. NCBI's taxonomy places the organism in Eukaryota, Viridiplantae, Streptophyta, Magnoliopsida, Rosales, Cannabaceae. The transcript has 2 exons.
UGUACUGAAAUGAUGUAGAGUUUACUAUAAAAAUUAGUCAUUAUUUUAUUUUUAAUUUUUUCAAAAUUUAUUUUGAAAAAUAAAAUAAAAUUGGUUGGUACGAAGUUAGAUCGGUUCCCUCUGGGAUUGUCUUGAUGUCCGAUGACACAGUAGACUCGUGUCUUUAUUUUCUGACAUACACUAACUAUUUAUCCAAUUAUACAUCGACACGUGUACUGUAUGAAUAAGCAAUCAUGUACCUAAUCCUUUCUCACUGCCUUAACCAAAAUUAAUAAACUGAGAAAAUAUUUUUAAAUUAAAAAAAAAAAAGAAAAAGAAAAUUGACACACAAAAAAAAAAGUACACAACUUCUCUCAAACUCUUUCAUCCUAAAUUUGUGAAUUUAGAUUGAAAGUUUUUGGCUUUUGCAAUCCGUUUUCUGGUUUUUGGAUUCUUUCAAUACCUCAUCCUCUGUCUGAACCAAAUCUUUCUCUAAAUCUCAACCCCCAAAUUUUUGAAAUCUCAUUCGUUAUCCAAAAAAUUUCCAUUUUUGCUCAUAAUUCCCCUGGAUUUUUAUGGUUAUUAUUUGAUAUUUUGAGGCUGAAGAUCCAAUGCUACUUCCAAUUUGGUAACUUAAUUUCUUCAAAUUAUUCUUUGUUAAGUUUAUGUCAUUAGUAAUCCGUAGCACUAGUUUACUUUAGUUUAGCUCUUGUGUUUGGAUCUUUUGAUAGUUGAGUAGUUAGUUGUAAAAUCUGAUGGUUUUGAUGAAUUAUAGAAAUACCCAUUUGAUCAAUUUUUGAUCUUUUUCCAAUUCUCGUCGGUGCUGGUGAAGAUUUGGUGGUUUUAGCUUCUGGGUAUUCGUUUUUUUUGUGAUUUGUUUCUAUGUCUAGGGUUUUGGUUAUAGACAUUGUUGAUUUCUGUGUUGUGAGUGGAAUUUAAACUCUGUUUUGUAAUGGAGUACGGACGGGAAAGCGUGGUUCAGGUGAUUGGUACUGAGAAUUGGUCAGGAGACCAAGCUAUUUGGGCUACUGAAGACGAUUAUAGAGCUUGGAACAACAACAGUGAUACAUCUGGAGAUACAUUUUCGAACUCAAAUUAUGAGCAGAGACAAUCCCAGUCUCGAUCAGGUAGCGAACCACCCAACAAGAAAUCGAAGAAUUCGCAAGAUGUAACUUCAUCAAACAGGUCUAAAGCUAUUGGAAAAAUGUUUUUCAAGACCAAACUUUGCUGUAAAUUCAGAGCUGGGACUUGUCCUUAUAUCUCGAACUGUAACUUUGCUCAUAGUAUUGAAGAGCUUAGAAGGCCACCACCUAAUUGGCAAGAGAUUGUAGCUGCUCAUGAGGAAGAAAAGGGUGUAUCUUCAGAACCAAGGGAAGAGUUUCAGAUUCCUUCAGUUGGGUCUUCAACUUUUGUUGUUGAGACACCAAGGUCUUAUAAAGGAAGACAUUGUAAGAAGUUUUAUACUGAAGAAGGGUGUCCUUAUGGUGAUAGUUGCACAUUUCUUCAUGAUGAGCAGUCCAAGAAUAGGGAGAGUGUGGCUAUAAGUUUGGGGCCUGGAGGGUAUGGUGGUGCGCCGAGUGGAACGAACAACGCUACGAACAAUAGCAAUAACAACAACACCACCAUCACCACCACCACCACCACCACCAACAACAACAGCAGCAACAACAACAACAAUAGCAACAGCAACAACAAGCCCUCCAACUGGAAAACCAGGAUUUGCAAUAAGUGGGAGUUGACUGGUUAUUGCCCAUUUGGAAGCAAAUGUCAUUUUGCUCAUGGUUCCGCAGAGUUACACCGUUAUGGCGGCGGCCUAGUGGAGACAGACGCGAGAGACCCUUCUUCGGUUCCUACAGAAAAUAAACAACAGGGUGGUGGAGUGACUCCAAAAGCUGCAGCAGAUACUGUGGUUGCAUCAUCAGUUCCUUCGGUUCCUCAUUCGGAUGUCUUCCACUUAGGAGUUCCGUCACAACGGUCAUCUAUAGUAAAUCAGAGGCCAGGGCAUAGAGCUCAUCAAAAAUGGAAAGGUCCUGACAAAAUUAGUAGAAUAUAUGGCGAUUGGAUUGAUGAUAUUGAAUAAAAAUUAGAAUUUUCGCUGACCCGCAAAUGUCGAAACAAACUAUAAUAACCCCCCGAAUCGAAUUUCGCAUAAACUAAAUUACCUCUGUACGAUAUUAAUUUGAUCAUGUAACUCUGUAACUUAUGAUUUGAAGAAGUAGUUUUCAUCUUACUUCAAA